Molecule: messenger RNA, 1830 nt
Organism: Mesorhabditis spiculigera
Lineage: Eukaryota; Metazoa; Nematoda; Chromadorea; Rhabditida; Rhabditidae
Source: the annotation of a GenBank genome assembly
AUGCUCGAUUCCUUAGGGGGCCUCAAUGGGAGUCUCUUCGGUUUCGAAAGCAGUGAUUCGUCGGGAGGCUUCGGCGGCCUAGGAGCUUCGAUACAAAACCGUGAUACCUCAUCAUCACCACUCGGAUCAAAUUCCUGGCUCUUCUCAUCACAGAGCCUCUUCUCUUCGCUCGUGCCACAGCUUCAAUCGUCAGACAUUGGAGCACAAAUCGACAAUAAGGCUCUCCACUCAGACAACCCAUUCUCCGGGCUUUCCGUAUUGGCAAACCUGAAAACAACGAACACUGCCACCACGACGCCCUUCGACCCAGUACCAUUGACGAUCUCCGAAUUGACCGGAGUUCCCCUAAAACAGAUGCCUCAAUCGCCCCACAGCCGUGCCACCGGUGGGGUGGUAGCGGCUCGACGAGGUAUGACCUAUACUGUGGCUUCUCCUGGUGCACCAGGAGCUCCAAUUGCUACUCCCCUUCAAACAGCGAACGCGCAAGCGGCACCGAAAAACCCGAAACUCUACAAAACCGAGAUGUGUCGAACGUGGAUGGAGCAGGGACGCUGCAACUAUGGCGAACGGUGCCAAUACGCGCACGGCGAGCACGAGAAGCGCUAUGUACCCAGACAUCCCAAGUACAAAACCGAGAUGUGCCAGUCGUUCCACAAAACCGGAUACUGCCCCUAUGGACAUCGGUGUCACUUCAUUCACAGUGAGACCGAGCUCCAACACCAUCAACGGGACCGUGAGGUGAACCUGCGCGCUAAUUUGAACAACUUGACACCGCUGCCCAUCGCCCCGCCCAACCAACUACUCGGACAGUCGCUACUCUCUUCGGGCUCACCACUCCUCAGCCAUCUCUCACAAACGGGUUACGGAUCCGCCGGCGAAAGCCCAUCGAGCUCAAAUGCCGACAGCGGCUCAGAAUCGCCCGCUGGCUCCUUCUCACCGGGUCUCGACCUCGAUGAGGCGUGCUUGAACCCGUUGGCAGCUGCCUUUGGCCUCAGUCAGACGAGCCGCAUGCUCCCAUACGGAGGGUACAUGAUGCCCCAUCUUGCCGCUCAUCACCUGGCGCCUCAGCGUUUCCUCCCCGGACAGGGCGGAUUCACGGAUCAUUUCCCUGGAACGAGUCCGACCUCAUCUUCAUCAACGACGACAAAGGCCGAAGAGGAGAAAGAUGACAGUCGUAUGGGUGCCCUGCUCGAAGACAUUGUUGCCUGGUCUGUCGAAGAGAGACCCGAAAAACCCGGUCGUCUUCCGACUCCGAUUGGGUUAGAAGAUAGCGACAGCGAGAAUGAGCGCUUUAAAAGGUGCUCCGUUCAUAUACAGAGCUGGACCUAUAUAUUCUGCGGUAUUUCAAUAUUCCUCUGCAUCGUAGCGAUGUCAGUUGGGACGAUGGCCCUCAUCUGGCCGGAAUGGCAUGAAUGGCUGAGCAUCUACCGUCAAUAUUUAGCCUACCUACGUCGUAGUGAUCCAUCAUUAUAUUGGUUCUACUACAAAAUCUUUUUUACAACAUGGAUACUGAUCCAUGUAACGCAUUUUAUCACGAUCAUUUUGACGAUCGUUGGUAUCCAGCUCGUUCGCCCGGCACUACUCCUGCCACAGCUCUUUCACCUCAUGGUCCAUUUGGGAGUAUUAUUCUUAUUAUUGGCAGGGAUUCUCAUCAUAUGUUCAACCGCAGCGAAAGCAGCCUGGUUUAGUAUAUUUCUUGUAAUAACUCUUCUAACUCCCGUUUGCGCCAACUUAUAUGUGCUAGUCGUAUUCCACGAAUUCUUAUACGAGAAAUACGAUGCAUGGCUGACCGUCAUGGCCAACACUAAACAAGUGCAUUUUAAGGAAAAG